Aaosphaeria arxii CBS 175.79 is the source of this 855-nucleotide messenger RNA. RefSeq lists its product as uncharacterized. The coding region runs from base 1 to 855 and encodes 284 amino acids. Lineage: Eukaryota; Fungi; Ascomycota; Dothideomycetes; Pleosporales. The record is from RefSeq and is a predicted model, not a curated record. The transcript has 3 exons.
AUGAACGCAGGCAUCCAGCAAGAGGAACACAGGCGACCAUCCACAGGCGGCAUGCGCAGAGACGUCGAACGAGCUCGACGACGUAGCAGCAUCCGUAUGAACCUCAACUUGAACGAUCCAACCGUCCCAGCCCCAGGUGAGCUCCAGAUUAGUCCCUCAGGUCGAUCUCGAGGACCGUGGCCACAGAGCCCUCAUCAUGAGCGAACCCCCAGUCUGGGAGAUCUACACCAAGAGCUCGAGUAUGAGCAAGAGGGUCAAGUGAAUCGUCUUCUCAACAUGAUCCGCCAACAACAAGCCCAGAUCACCACACUACAAGCAAACCAAGCACCUACCUCGAACUCGGCAGUUGAUGACAGCACUCCUACCUCUGAGCGUUCAAUGUCGCUGUCAGCACAUCCCCCACACAUCUCACAAGUCCCAGCUCCAGGCAACAUCGCACAACCAAGGUCACGCUCACCUUAUGCUAUCAGCCGGCAAUCCUCCCUAGCGUCGAGAAAUAGCAGCCAUCAUGGUUCACCCGCAUUACGACCAAUUUCUGGCGGUCCACACGAAAGCAGCGACUGGCUUCCAGGCGCAGCGACGAGUGCUUCGCGGGACGAGAGUGCAUUCUACCAGGCAGAGACACAGAUGUUGACACGGGAGAACCAAAUGUUGAAACUGAGAAUACGCGAAUUGGAACGCCAGUUGACAGAACGCGAUCCCAAUAAUUCUCUCACACAUUCACCAGCCGUCGCCUCAGGCCUACAUUCCCCACCUCUGAGCGGCGCAUCAGCACCACCGUCAAACGUCGAAGCCAGUGGUGAUGCUCAGCCAUCGACAACGGAAACCGCUCAAACACCCACCGCCACGACUUAA